This is a messenger RNA of Sparassis crispa, 297 nucleotides long. RefSeq lists its product as hypothetical. The record is from RefSeq and is a predicted model, not a curated record. The coding region runs from base 1 to 297 and encodes 98 amino acids. Lineage: Eukaryota; Fungi; Basidiomycota; Agaricomycetes; Polyporales; Sparassidaceae. The transcript is spliced from 5 exons.
AUGCAAGAUUCAUGGCGCAUGCUCGUGCAGCGGAGUUCGACUUGCGACGAGGACGCCGAGACUGAGCCGACUUGUCCCGUCUGUGGUGACCUGUUCACGAACAAUAGUGGUCGCCUGCUUGCAUGUGGCCAUGAGAUCUGCAGCGACUGUCUGGAUCUGGAUGCACUGGGUACUGCACCUAUUAUGCACGACGGCGAGUUUGGUCUCGGGAACGAGCAGACGAAUUUGCGCAUCGAGAAGGAGUUCGAGGCAGCCGCGGCUAAGGGUCUCCGCCCAUGUCCCACUGUAAGAAGAUGA